Penicillium pulvis is the source of this 192-nucleotide messenger RNA. RefSeq lists its product as uncharacterized. The record is from RefSeq and is a predicted model, not a curated record. The transcript has a single exon. Bases 1 to 192 code for a protein of 63 amino acids. Lineage: Eukaryota; Fungi; Ascomycota; Eurotiomycetes; Eurotiales; Aspergillaceae.
AUGGGUCUCAGGCCUGGUCUCAAAGACCCUGAUCUUGACGACAAUGCUCCUGGCCUCGAUGUCAAUAGCCUCCUCUCUUGCUUCAAUGUUUUUAGACUUACCCUCGGCACCAAUGCUCUCGCUCUUGGCGUCAAUACGCUCAUUCUCGCUGUCAUUACUCGCAUCCUUGGUGGUAACUCUCGGGUUCGGUAG